AUGGACAUCGAGGAUGUCCCACAAUCCGUGAUCAAUGUGCCCGACGGCGGCGUUCAAGCAUGGCUCUCUGUACUUGGAGGGUUUAUAGUCUGCACGACUACAUUCGGCUAUUCCAACUCGUUCGGGGUAUACCAGGACUACUACGUCCUAGCAGGCGCGUCGUCCCCGUCAAAUAUCAGCUGGAUUGGGUCAAUACAACUGUUCUUUAUGUUCUUCAUGGGUCUACCAGCGGGUAAGCUCUUUGACCAGGGCUAUUUCCAUCAAGUCGUUGGUUUCGGCAGCCUUCUUUACGUCUUCUGCAUGUUUAUGCUUUCGAUCGCGGACCCGCACAAAUACUACCAACUUGUGCUCUCGCAGGGUGUCGGUAUGGGCAUCGGGAGUGGCCUAAUGCUUGUCCCCGCCAUUUCUGUUCAAACACAUCACUGGCGCUUACGUCGCUCGCUAGCGAUGGGCAUUGUCAUGACCGGCUCCGGUGUCGGCGGAGUGAUUUACCCCAUUAUGCUCAACAGGCUCGUGACAGGCAGUGCAGGCUUCGCCUGGGGCGUGCGUGCGACCGCAUUCCUCACCCUCGGCCUGCUCGCUAUCGCCAAUGCUAUCAUGACGACUCGCCUGCCAAACGCUAGGCAACGAGGACCGGGUACCAAACCCGACAUGAAGGCAAUCAUGACGGAUGGUCCCUACUGGCUGUAUGUGUUGGGGCUGUUUCUGGUUCUCUGGGGAAUGUUCUUCCCUUACUUCUAUCUCCAACUCUGGGUCAACCUGCACGGCCUCCCCGGUAAUCUUGCGUUUUACACAAUCGCCAUCCUCAAUGCUGCUUCAAUCUUCGGACGCACCCUCCCGAACAUGCUCGCGGAUCGCAUCGGGCCGUUUAACGUUCUCGGCCCCGUCGCACUGAUCACCAGCGCGCUCGUGCUCGCGAUGUUCGGGGUGAAGUCCACCGGGGCUGUCGUUAUUUUCUCGAUAUUGUACGGGUUCUUCUCGGGAGCCAUGAUCUCAUUGAUGCCGCCGGCAGCGGCGACGCUCGCAAACGGACUCCAUGAGAUUGGAAUUCGCCUCGGGAUAGGGUACUUCGUGAGCUCGUUUGCCAUGCUCACUGGGACACCCAUCGCCGGCGCGCUCUUUGACGACGGCGACCAGUGGUACAAACCGAUCGUGUUCUGUACUAUAAUCAUGUUUGCUGGAGCGGCAUGCAUUGCGACAGCCCGGAGCUUGGUGGCUCGUCGGAAAAGGACGCAGCGGGUCUAG
Molecule: messenger RNA, 1245 nt
Organism: Rhodofomes roseus
Lineage: Eukaryota; Fungi; Basidiomycota; Agaricomycetes; Polyporales; Fomitopsidaceae
Product: major facilitator superfamily domain-containing protein
Exons: 11
Coding region: 1-1245 (414 amino acids)
Biological process (GO): transmembrane transport
Cellular component (GO): fungal-type vacuole membrane
Molecular function (GO): transmembrane transporter activity
Source: RefSeq, a predicted model, not a curated record